UUGAAGAAAGAACCAUCUUCUUCUCUUGCGACUCUGAAAAAGACCCUAUUCGAUAUGGAUAACAACAAGGAAACCUUAAUGAAGCAAGAAGAAGAAGAGCCUGACAAUUUCCGAGAAGACUUUCAGUGCUGUGUUUGCCUGGAACUUCUUUACAAGCCAGUUGUUUUAGGAUGUGGCCACAUUUCAUGUUUCUGGUGUGUCUUCAAUUCAAUGAAUGCAUUCUAUGAGUCCAGCUGUCCAGUUUGUCGGCACCCAUAUAAUCAUUUUCCUAGUAUCUGUAAUUUGCUGCAUUUCCUACUCCAAAAAUUGUAUCCGACAGCAUAUCAGAGAAGGGAAAAGCAAGUGGGAGAUGAAGAGAAGGAAGCUGGCAACUUCUCACCUGAAGUUCAACAUCCGCUAGCCAGACCAUAUCAUACUGGGUCCAAUAUUCCUCAACCUUGUCCAGAGUCAAAGAUAUCUGAAUGCUGUUCUUCUGGGGUAGGAGAAUCUCCUUCACAUGUAAAUUCACCAGAAACAACGAUAGACCAUGAAGCUGAUAUUUCAGUUCUUCUGACAUCUUCAAAGAAUGUUGAACCAACUGAAAAUGCAGCCAUCGAAGAGCACUGUUUACAUGGUAAUGAUCUUGAUAAUGGAACUCACAAGGAGAUUUCUGUUUCAGAUCUACUAUGUGUUGCGUGCAAGAGUCUGCUCUUUCAACCUGUCGUUCUGAAUUGUGGCCAUGUAUAUUGUGAAUCUUGUAUAAUUAUUCCAGAAGAUGGAACUUUUAGGUGUCAAAUUUGUCAAAGCAUGCAUCCAAAUGGAUUUCCAAGUGUAUGCCUAAUUUUAGAGCAUUUCUUGGAGGAGCAAUAUCCUGAAGCUUAUGCACAGAGACGAGUAUCUUCAGUAAAACAAGCUGAUAGUCAGGUGAAUGUUCGUCGACGUGUGGGCCAAUCAUCAUCAAAACUGUUUGAUGAGUACAUCUCCGGCUGGUAUGGUGUCGGGCCAAAAGUUCACUUUGGAAUUGGUUGUGACUACUGCGGGAUGUCUCCAAUUAUUGGCGAGAGGUACAGAUGUAAAGACUGUGUGGAGAGGAUGGGUUUUGAUCUAUGUGGAGCAUGCUAUAAAGCCCCAUCCAAGAUCUCUGGUCGAUUCAAUCAGCAACAUAAACCAGAACACAAACUUGAGAUUGUAGAGCCAGUAAGAAUAAACUUCCUUACCUACCAGUCAGAUGAAGAUGGUGCUGAGGUGCUGGAACACUUGGGAGAUGUCCCUCCCGUUCCACUUCCACAAGAACCAGAAAAUGGCUCUAACAAUCAGCAAAAUGAUUCUGCUGCUAUUCUGAUGUCAGCUGAUACUUCACGAGAUCCAGAUGAUGAUUUUAAUGAUUGUUUACCGGAUUUGACUCAAGAAUGAAAAGGUACCGAACAAAAUUUUUAAAUCAGACUAUAUUCAAAAUUCUUUUCAGAUC
Molecule: messenger RNA, 1447 nt
Organism: Argentina anserina (silverweed cinquefoil)
Lineage: Eukaryota; Viridiplantae; Streptophyta; Magnoliopsida; Rosales; Rosaceae
Product: E3 ubiquitin-protein ligase PRT1-like
Exons: 7
Coding region: 55-1392 (445 amino acids)
Biological process (GO): proteasome-mediated ubiquitin-dependent protein catabolic process
Molecular function (GO): ubiquitin protein ligase activity; zinc ion binding
Source: RefSeq, a predicted model, not a curated record